AGCAUCUGAACAUUGAGCACAGCUUUUGAAAUAAAAAUGGAUCUUAAUAAAUCCGAAGAAAUAAAUAAAAAUCUAGUUAUUGAUGCAGAUGAAAUAAUAAAAUUUUUAGAAAAAGUAAAACAAGCUGAAGAAACAAAGUAUGAAAAAAAUAAGAAACUUCUUGACAUAAUUGGAAUAAACUUGGAAAACUUUGAUGAAAAUGUUACAGAAGAAUUAAAUAAAUUAUCGAAACUACAAUAUCAAUUAGGAUGUAAUGAAAGUUCAUACAAUAGUUUGAUAUUACAUGCUGUUGAUCGUAAAGCUGAUUAUUUAAAACAACAGCGACAAGCAAAUAAAAUAAAUAAAGAAAUUAAAAAAAUAUCAAAAGUUACAGAAGAUACUUUAAGACAGACGAAAACAUUAAAAAGAGAUUAUAAAACUUUACAAGAUGAUCUAGAAUUACUAAAAGUGGAUCAAACUGAACAAAAAGAAUUAGAAGAAAAAUUGAAACGCUAUAAAGCAGUACUAAAAAAGCUUGAAAAUGAUCUUCAUAAAUAUAACUUACCUGAGCACAAUAUUCUAAAUUAUGAGGAGGAUAUAGAAAAUUUAAAAAAAUUGCAACGUAGAAAAAUUGAAUUGAGUGAAAAAUUAUCGAAAUAUAUGGGCGCAUCACCAGAUAUUGAUGUAUUAUGCAAACAAGUUGAAGAGAUUGAAUCGCAAUAUAAAGAAUUACAGAAAAAAUUUACUAAUUUAUUCUAAAUGAUUUACUAAUGCUCUAAUUUUAUAAAAUAGCGGUUAUGGUUAAUGUUUUAACUAAUUUAACUAAUAGCCGAUAUGGUUAGUGUUUUAACUAGCUCAAAUAUCUCCAGCUUGGAUUUAAUAAGGGUCAAUUUUUCAUUUGUUUGAACAAAAUACAGAGUAAGUCUCGAAAAAUUUCAUAUUUCAACGGAAUGACUUAUUUAGAGUUUACGUCCGUACGUACCAACUAAAAAAAUGAUCAGAACUGGAAGGUAGGAUAUCUGGUACAUCUACCAUUUCCAUAUUGCAAUUGACUGGGCCAAAAAUGUGUGUAAAAAUACACUUAUAGGUAAAGCGGGUCUUCGAUUUUGAAACUUAGA
Messenger RNA from Chrysoperla carnea, 1097 nucleotides. Its product is annotated as reticulocyte-binding protein 2 homolog a-like. The transcript has 4 exons. Lineage: Eukaryota; Metazoa; Arthropoda; Insecta; Neuroptera; Chrysopidae. The record is from RefSeq and is a predicted model, not a curated record. The coding region runs from base 37 to 738 and encodes 233 amino acids. Gene Ontology annotation, cellular component: cytosol; HAUS complex. Gene Ontology annotation, biological process: spindle assembly.